AACUUUCAACUUGUUAAUAAUUUCCUGAGGCUGAGGUGCAGUUCAUCCUUCCUUAAUUUCAUUUGUUUCUUACUUAGCAUUUAAUCUCCCUGCAAUUUUUGACUUUUUAUUUACCCUCCGACAGUUAUCUAUGACAACACAAUCUCUUGUUGCAUCUUUAAUAUAGUAAAGAAGAUGGCAAAUUUCUGGUUUAAGAUCCGGAGAGGAUCUUCGUUGUAAUUUAUUUCAGUAAUUGAAAAGAAAAGAUGUUUAUGAAUAAGAUGGCUGAUUCUUCUUCUGAUUCGGAUGUCGCCUGUCAAGAAAAAUAUGAUGUGUUUCUUAGUUUCAGAGGUGUUGACACCCGCGAUACUUUCACCAGCCAUCUCUAUGCCGCUUUAGUUCGGAAGAAAAUUGAGACAUACAUUGAUUACAAGCUUGAGAGUGGGGAUAAAAUUGCACCUAACCUUCUAGAAGCAAUCGAAAAAUCAAAGCUUUCGGUCGUCAUUUUCUCGAAAAACUAUGCUUCUUCCACAUGGUGUUUGGAGGAACUUGCGCAUAUACUAGAAUGCAAGGAUAGAUACGGACAGAUUGUUGUGCCCAUUUUUUACAACAUAGAUCCAUCCCAUGUACGAAAACAGCAGGGGAGUUAUGGAGAUGCAUUUGCUCAACUUGAACAACGUUUCAAGGACAGUAUGGACAAGGUGCUCAAGUGGAGGGCUGCUUUGACGGUUGCAGCCGAUAUCUCUGGGUUUGAUGCCUCAAACAAAACAGGGACAGAGGCCGGUUUUGUUGAGAAAGUUGCCCAAGAUGUUUUGAGCAAAUUGAAUCACAAAUCGUCAAGCAACUUAAAGGGCCUGGUCGGAAUUGAAAUCCAAAUUGAGCAAAUUGAAUCAUUAUUAUGCAUUGAUUCACCAAAUGUUUGCACUGUGGGUAUUUGGGGAAUGGGUGGUAUUGGCAAGACCACCCUUGCUGAAGCUGUUUUUCACCGACUCACUUCUAAAUUUGAGGCUUCAUGUUUUCUUCCAAAUGUGAGGGAGGAGUCAGAAAGACAUGGACUAAAGCACUUGCGGAAUGUACUUCUUCGUGAGAUACUAAACGAAAAAGAUCUAAAUAUUGACACUCCAUCUAUAGGACGAAGUUUUGUUCGAGAAAGGCUCAGUCGUACAACGGUACUCAUUGUUCUUGACGAUGUGAAUGAUUCAAGCCAAUUGGAACUUCUAGUUGGUGAUGAUAUUCGGUUUGGUCGAGGAAGUCGAAUCAUUAUAACAACUAGAGACAGACGACUACUUAAGAAAAUGGCUGAUGCUGACAAGAUAUUCAAGGUUGAGGGAUUAAGCUGUGAUGAAGCUCUUCAGCUCUUUCAUUUGCACGCUUUUAAAAAUGACUCUAUGGGGUCAUAUUAUGCAGAGUUGUCAAGAAUGGUGGUCGAUUAUGCUGGAGGCAUACCGCUAGCUCUUAUAAUUUUGGGCUCCUUAUUCCUUCACUGCGAGAGCAAACAAGACUGGGAAGAUCAAUUGAACGAGUUGAAAAAGUUUCCCAACCGUAAAAUUCAGAAUGUGUUGAGACUAAGUUACGAUGGUUUAGAAAAAAAUGCAAAGGAGAUAUUUCUUGAUAUAGCAUGUUUUUACAAAGGGAUGGAUAUAUGUCUUGCAAAAGAAAUGUUAGAUAUUCGUGGUUUUUUUGCGGGAGGUAUUAAAGUUCUCAUUGAUAAGUCUCUCAUUUCAAUUUCAGAGAUGAACUGCCUAGAAAUGCAUGAUUUACUACAAGAAAUGGGACUGGAAAUGGUUCGUGAGCAAUGUAUUGAGGAGCCCGGAAAACGCAGUAGGUUAUUCAUUGAGGAGGAUGUCUCUCAUGUAUUGAAGAAUAAUACAGGAACUGCAAUGGUUGAAUGCAUAUUCUUUAAUAUGUCUAAGAUUAAAGAGCUACACUUGAAUCCCGCAGCCUUCAAAAAGAUGUAUAAUCUGAGAGUACUGGAGAUCUAUAAUUCUUCUAGCUUGGACAAUAAGUGCAGCAAAUUGUACCUUCCUGAAGGUCUUCAGUCUCUUCCCGAUACACUUAGUUAUCUUCACUGGGAGGGAUACCCUUUGAAAUAUUUUCCAUCAAAUUUUUCUCCACAAAAUCUCGUUAACAUUCAAAUGGCCCACAGUCAAGUCGAACAGCUUUGGAGUAAAGGCCAGAAACUUGCGAAUUUAAAAGUGAUCAAUUUUAGCUUCUCCAAACGCCUGACUGAAAUUCCAGAUCUCUCUCUGAGUCGAAAAAUUGAACAUAUAAAUCUUGGUUGCUGUAAAAGUUUGGUUGAAAUUCCUUCGUAUUUUCAAUAUCUUGACAAACUUAGUUUUCUUGGGCUGAGAGGAUGCUCGAAUCUCAAAUAUCUUCCAGAGUUGCCAAUCAGCAUUAAAACCUUAUAUUUGUCAGAGACUGCAAUAAAGGAAUUGCCUUCAUCAGUUUGGUCAAACGAAAAUCUUUCUCACCUGGAUAUCGAAUUUUGUAAAGACCUUGAGAAUCUUCCAAGCUGCAGUUGCAAACUGAAAUUCCCCUUUCGGUUUAGUAUAGAGGGCUGCUCAUCACUUUGCAAGGUUUCGGAGCUUCCUAGGGAUAUACAAGAGUUAUUUUUGAAUGGGACAGCAAUAGAAACAUUGCCUUCAUCAAUUGAGUGUCUCUUUGGUCUUACUGAAAUUGGACUGAAAGAUUGCAAAAGUCUCGUCAGUCUCCCUACAAGCAUAUGUAAGUUGAAAUGUCUUGAGGGACUUGAUCUCACUGGUUGCUCUAAAUUUGAAUGCUUCCCAGAAAUUUUGGAGCCUAUGGAACAUCUGAAGUUUCUUUCAUUAAAGGGAACAGCAGUUAAAGAGCUACCUUCAUCAAUCGAAUAUCUCUCUCGUCUCCUAAUCAUUGACUUGAAAAAUUGCCAAAGGUUGGUGAGUCUCCCGAAGAGCAUUUGUAAGUUGAAAUCCCUUUGGAAGCUCAACCUGAAAGAGUGCUGUAGAUUCAGCUAUUUCCCUGAAAUCUUGGAGCCUAUGGAACGUCUAGAGUUUCUUAGUUUAAGAAGGACAGCAGUUAAAGAGCUGCCCUCAUCAAUCGAAAAUCUAAUUGGGCUUGAAACAUUAGAUCUCCGUCUGUGCAAGAAGCUUGAGUUUGUCCCAAGCAGCAUCUACAAUUUAAACUGUCUUAGAACUCUUAGUUUUGAUGGCUGUUCUAAACUUAAAAAAUUGCCUUCAUCCUCAUUUGGCUUGAACGAUUUGGAAGAAGCAACUCUCAGUUAUUCUGGUAUAUUAGAAAUCCCUGAUCGCCUCGUUUGCUUAACCUCAUUACGUGGAUUAGAUCUAAGAGGAACCAUGGUUAAGUGGAUACCAGCAAGCAUCAAACAAGCUUCUCGGCUGUCUUGCCUGUUGUUAAAUAAUUGCAAAAGCCUUCAAUCUUUACCUGAGCUCCCAGGGGUACGUUGGCUGGAAGCACAUGGUUGCACUUCUCUGGAGAAAGUGUCAAGUUUAAGGACUCAGCUUGUACAAGGUUGUGAUGAUUACGAACAUGGAGUUUAUGGAAGGAUCCCCGAUAAACUUAUAUUUUCUGGUUGCUUGAAAUUGGAUGAGAAUGCGUGGAACAGCAUAAUGGAUGACGCUCAUCUUCGAAUUAUGCAAAUGACGGCAUCACACAAUGUGGAAUCAUCGGAUGGAAAUUCUUUAGUUACCAUUGUAUGUCCGGGAAAUGAAAUUCCUAAUCAGUUCGGAGCUCAAAAUGAGGGAUCUUCGAUAAAUAUCAGUCUUCCUCCGAAUUGUUUUGGGUCAGACUUCUUGGGUUUCGUUUUCUCUCUUCUGGUUGAAUUUGACAACUAUAAUGUUGAACAAGGAUUGGAGUUCGGAUGUAAAUCCACACUCAAAGGGAAUUGUGGUAAAAGCCAUGAAUAUAGCUGUCGUUUGUGUGAUCGGCUGUGGGGUGAAACCCAAGGUGAAGAAAGCAACGGCUACAAUUUCAAUUCGGACCACGUGUUUGUGUGGUAUAAUACAUUUGACCUUGUGGGGGGAGCACAAUGCUCUACUGCUCUUCACAAUGGUGUCACUGAGGCAUCUGUUGAGUUCUACCCAAUAGAUCAUCAUGACAUACCACUUAACUCAUGCACGGUGAAGAUAAAAAGGUGUGGAGUCCGCCUGUUGUAUGCCGAUGAUACUAAGUAAUCUGAUGUCGCUUGACGGAGCUAAGAGUAGCAGAAGAUACUAAACGUCUGAGAAGUUGUGAUGAGUCUGAAGCAAGCGGAAGUGAUACUUUGAGCCCUUACAAGAAACAAGGGGAUGACCAGUAGCCGAAAGAGAACUAAACUUGAGGUGCAAGAUCAACUAUGCUCGAUCGUAGAGAAAAAACUAUUGUAGACUUGGUAGUCUAACUUAAAAACUGUGGUAGUCUUUCUUGUUUUAUGCCUUCUGCCCUCCCAUGUACCAAAAGAAAUAAAACAAAUCAAUUCCAUCCGAAAUUCGAUUGUAAUAGGAUUUAAGGUACGUAUUCUACAUCAAACAUUUCACGGAAUUAGUUGAAAUACCAAAUAGUAUAUUAAUUGGAUUUUUUGUUAGAAGAA
Messenger RNA from Pyrus x bretschneideri (Chinese white pear), 4543 nucleotides. RefSeq names its product disease resistance protein RPV1-like. Gene Ontology annotation, biological process: defense response; signal transduction. Lineage: Eukaryota; Viridiplantae; Streptophyta; Magnoliopsida; Rosales; Rosaceae. Gene Ontology annotation, molecular function: ADP binding. The transcript is spliced from 5 exons. Bases 246 to 4148 code for a protein of 1300 amino acids. The record is from RefSeq and is a predicted model, not a curated record.